Messenger RNA from Chelmon rostratus (copperband butterflyfish), 1524 nucleotides. Its product is annotated as wiskott-Aldrich syndrome protein family member 3-like. The record is from RefSeq and is a predicted model, not a curated record. Gene Ontology annotation, cellular component: cytoskeleton. The coding region runs from base 1 to 1524 and encodes 507 amino acids. Gene Ontology annotation, molecular function: Arp2/3 complex binding; actin binding; protein kinase A regulatory subunit binding. The transcript has 10 exons. Gene Ontology annotation, biological process: positive regulation of Arp2/3 complex-mediated actin nucleation; actin cytoskeleton organization. NCBI's taxonomy places the organism in Eukaryota, Metazoa, Chordata, Actinopteri, Chaetodontiformes, Chaetodontidae.
AUGCCGUUGGUGAAGCGGAUCAUUGAACCCAGAUAUUUGUGUCGUGGUGCUCUGCCUGAUGGAGUUGCCAGUGAGCUGGAGUGUGUCACUAACAGCACCCUGGCUGCUGUCAUCAAACAGCUUGGAGGACUCAGUCGUCAUGCGGAGGACAUCUUUGGUGAGCUGUUCACAGAGGCCAACAGUUUCUACCUGAGGAUGAGCAGUCUGCAGGAGCGAGUGGACCUGCUGGCAGUGAAGGUCACACAGCUGGACUCCACCGUCGAGGAAGUGUCUCUGCAGGAUAUCAACAUGAGGAAAGCUUUCAGGAGCAGUACAAUCCAGGACCAGCAGGUGGUGUCACGGAACUCCAUCCUUAACCCAGUGCUGGAAAUGUACCAUCGCUGUGACAAACCACCACCCCUCAACAUCCUGACACCUUAUAGGGAUGAUAAGAAGGACGGCCUGAAAUUCUACACCGACCCGUCUUACUUCUUCAGCCUGUGGAAAGAAAAGAUGCUGCAGGCCACCGAGAACAAGCGCAAAGAGAAGAGACGACACAAGGAACAGAAACAUGUGGAAGAGUCUUCAGGACGAGAAGUUAAAAAGGUUCGGAAAGCUCGUAACAGGCGGCAGGAGUGGAACCUGAUGGCGUAUGACAAGGAGCUCCGCCCAGACGCUCGAGUGACACCGUCACCUUACCACACCUCUGAUGGCUCAAUGUCACCUGACAGGUCGGGGAUGUCAGACGACUCCUCCUUCCCCACCAGCUCCCACCACCAUGACGCCCAGGGGCAUGAUGGGAAGGAUCACGUCAGCGUGGCGAGCGGAGGAAGCGGUCAGACUCAGUCGUUGGACCGCGCCCUGCGACCCGCUUCUGCCUCCUCUGUGGUUGCCACGGCGACUGCCCGCCAGCACUCACUGGGCCGCAACCAGCCGCAUCAUCACCACCACCACCCGCCACCGCUCGCAGGCUUGGCCAAUCAGAAUGGAGCACGGACCAACUCUGCCAAGGAGGCCAAUGACCAUCAGAUUCCUCCAGCACCCCCCCCACCACCGCCCCCCCUCAUGCCGUCAGCGGGUCAGAUGGCAUUCCCCAACAGCUCAGCCCACACCACCGCCAUGGCAACGCCCCUGCACCCUGCAACCGUUCCUGGUAACCAAGGUGGCGCUGCCGUGCUCUCUCGUCCCUACAGCCCCUCCCCUCCCCCACCUCCGCCGGCUAAUUAUGUCCCCUCCCCCUCCCGGCCCGGAGGCCAGGCCCCGCCCUCGGCUGCUGCUGCGCCCCCAUUGCCCCUGGCAACGGACAGCAGGAAGCCACCCGGUGGACCGAAUGUGCCAAUGAACGAUGCCCGCAGCGACCUGCUGGCCGCCAUACGCAGAGGGAUUCAGCUGAGGAAGGUUCAGGAGCAGCGUGAGCAGGAGGAGGCCAAGAAACGAGAGCCCACAGGAAAUGAUGUCGCCACCAUCCUUUCGCGACGCAUCGCAGUGGAGUACAGUGAAUCGGAGGAGGAGUCUGAACCAGAGGACCAGGAGUGGUCUGACUGA